Molecule: messenger RNA, 1413 nt
Organism: Mustela lutreola (European mink)
Lineage: Eukaryota; Metazoa; Chordata; Mammalia; Carnivora; Mustelidae
Gene: NPRL2
Product: NPR2 like, GATOR1 complex subunit
Exons: 11
Coding region: 127-1269 (380 amino acids)
Biological process (GO): negative regulation of TORC1 signaling; positive regulation of autophagy; cellular response to amino acid starvation
Cellular component (GO): vacuolar membrane; GATOR1 complex
Molecular function (GO): GTPase activator activity
Source: RefSeq, a predicted model, not a curated record
CAGCUUAACCGGUGCGUGAGUGCGCAGGCGUGCUUGCCUUGGCUAUCCAGGCCUGAGGGCUGUCUCCGACGGGUGUUCGCAGGGGUCCAGGAGCCAGGGUCUACUGACCUGGACCCUGCCGGCGUCAUGGGCAGCGGCUGCCGCAUCGAAUGCAUAUUCUUCAGCGAGUUCCACCCCACGCUGGGACCCAAGAUCACCUAUCAGGUCCCUGAAGACUUCAUCUCCCGAGAGCUGUUUGACACAGUCCAGGUGUACAUCAUCACCAAGCCAGAGCUGCAGAACAAGCUUAUCACUGUCACAGCCAUGGAGAAGAAACUGAUCGGCUGCCCCGUGUGCAUUGAACACAAGAAGUACAGCCGCAAUGCCCUGCUUUUCAACCUAGGCUUCGUGUGUGAUGCCCAGGCCAAGACCUGUGCCCUCGAGCCCAUCGUCAAAAAGCUGGCUGGCUACCUGACCACACUGGAGCUAGAGAGCAGCUUCGUGUCAACAGAGGAGAGCAAGCAGAAGUUGGUGCCCAUCAUGACCAUCUUGCUGGAGGAGCUAAAUGCCUCAGGCCGGUGCACUCUGCCCAUCGAUGAGUCCAACACCAUCCACUUGAAAGUGAUUGAGCAGCGGCCUGACCCUCCUGUGGCCCAGGAGUAUGAUGUGCCUGUCUUUACCAAGGACAAGGAGGAUUUCUUCAACUCACAGUGGGACCUUACCACACAACAGAUCCUGCCCUAUAUUGAUGGCUUCCGCCAUGUCCAGAAGAUCUCAGCCGAGGCAGAUGUGGAGCUCAACCUGGUGCGCAUCGCCAUCCAGAACUUGCUGUAUUAUGGCGUCGUGACACUGGUGUCCAUCCUCCAGUAUUCCAAUGUGUACUGCCCGACACCCAAGGUCCAGGACCUCGUAGAUGACAAGUCCCUGCAAGAGGCCUGUUUAUCCUAUGUGACCAAACAAGGGCACAAGAGGGCCAGUCUCCGGGAUGUGUUCCAGCUGUACUGCAGCCUGAGCCCUGGCACAACUGUGAGAGACCUCAUUGGCCGCCACCCCCAGCAGCUGCAGCGCGUUGAUGAACGGAAGCUGAUCCAGUUCGGGCUGAUGAAGAACCUCAUCCGCCGACUACAGAAGUACCCCGUGCGGGUGUCUCGGGAGGAGCGGAGCCACCCUGCCCGGCUUUACACAGGCUGCCACAGCUAUGAUGAGAUCUGCUGCAAGACAGGCAUGAGCUACCAUGAACUUGAUGAACGGCUGGAAAAUGACCCCAACAUCAUCAUCUGUUGGAAAUGAGGCUGGUGGGGGUUACAUGCGUCUGUGGCUGCUCUCUCUCCUGCUAAGUGCUCCCCGGUGCAUGAGAGCUAGACCAGUAGACCCGUCCAUAUUGUCUCAAGGGUGACCCUAACUUCUGUAAAUAAAAUUAUCCAUUUCAACCUA